GUUUUAUGUUGUUUGUGUGGUACAUGGUGGACACGUCGUGUAAAAAAGUGUUGGGAUCUGUGGCAGGAAAAAAUAUUUAUUAUUUUCAUUUAUAUCGUUUUUCAAAUAUUUUGUAUAGUUGGUUGAGUUUGGUUGGAUAGUGUUUUGGUAAUGAUAUAUACGCAAGUGUGGUUACUUGUUUCUUUAAGAUUUUUUUGAGUUUUUGUUUGAACGUGUGUAACAAAACGACAUUAUGCAUUCUGUGUUGACAAGAGGGAAUGCAAUUCUGGCCUAUACGUUAAGUGUUCUAGCUGCAUUGACUUUUUUCUGCUUUGCAUCCACUGUUUUUAUUGAUUAUAGGACUACUGCGGCAAUGAAAACAGUUAAAGUUUUCGUCAAGAAUGUACCUGACUACAGUGCUUCCCGCGAGAAGAACGACCUGGGUUUCAUUACGUUUGACCUUCACACUGAUCUGAACCAUCUGUUCAACUGGAAUGUCAAACAGCUGUUCCUGUACCUGACAGCAGAGUACACCACCAAGGCCAACGAACUGAACCAGGUGGUCUUGUGGGACAAGAUAAUUCUACGCGGUGAAAAUGCUGCCUUGGACUUCAAAAAUAUGAACACAAAGUAUUAUUUCUGGGAUGAUGGCAAUGGACUCAAGGACAACUCGAAUGUGACGCUGAGUCUCUCGUGGAACAUCAUCCCCAAUGCAGGGCUGCUCCCCAACAUCAUUGCGUCGGGCCAGCACUCCUUCCGGUUCCCGGCCGAGUACACCGUGUCCAGAGUCUGAUCUGUUCUGUUGAGAGACAGUUGCACAAGUCUUACAAACUGUUACGUGGUUUUAAAAGUUAUGGCAUAGUUAGAGGUUUAGAUGUAUGUUCAAGACUUACUUUUUUUUGUAUUUAUAAAUAUAAAUACUGUGGAAUUCUAUAAACGGCAGUCGUGUUGACUGAUUGUGAUCUCUCUCCUCUCAAUUUAUCUUGGUCUUGUUGAUGAAACAGUGGAGAGGUUAAGUUUUUUUUACUUACAAAAAAUUCAGAAAAUAUAAAUGUGAUUAAAGA
This is a messenger RNA of Bacillus rossius redtenbacheri, 1043 nucleotides long. RefSeq names its product signal peptidase complex subunit 3 (gene Spase22-23). Gene Ontology annotation, biological process: protein targeting to ER. Gene Ontology annotation, cellular component: membrane; signal peptidase complex. The transcript is spliced from 5 exons. The record is from RefSeq and is a predicted model, not a curated record. Bases 233 to 772 code for a protein of 179 amino acids. Lineage: Eukaryota; Metazoa; Arthropoda; Insecta; Phasmatodea; Bacillidae.